CUAUUGCUUACCCUUCAUCUUCUAUGUAACUACAUAAAAAUCCCAACUAAAAAAAAAAAAGUUACUGCGCGUCACAAUACAACAAUUCACAUUCUUGCAACCCCUAGACGGCGUUCUCAUGCUUUUUAUUGUGAUGGUAUGCCCGUUUUUUUGAUCGCUAUCACUGCGUAUCGACCUACUGCCCAUCGAGAUCUUAUUUGAGUUCUCUGCCGACCAGCCAACCGACUAAAUCUCAUCUUACAAUCGAUUCCACCUGUCUACCGAUGUAACCAAUUCCUUUCCAUGAACGCCUCUUGCUAGAUUUACAACCCUGCCACCGUCAUGGCGUUCAGCUUUGGAAAUGCCGGAAACACCGUUGGCGGCCUCGGAGGUGUUUCCCAAGGUCCUGAUCUGGGGGAGGUCCAGACUGAAGCUCUUGGUUUUUUGUCACUAUCCGGUGAUGCUAAGCUGCGAAUUACCUCACCAUGGUCUCCGCCCCCCGCCGAGUAUGCUUCCCUUAUUAGCAUCGCACCACGAUCGGGUCUGGUUGCUGCAGCUGGCCCCGAUGCCAUCAUACUAGCAUCUACCGAAUCUGUUAGGAAGGCUUUCGAUGGUCCCAAAGACGGAGAGGGGGAAACUCCGACAUUCGAGCCACCAUUGAAGUUGCCUUUACCAAUACGAGUAUGCCAACUCGCAUUUACAGCCGAUGAAGCCUACCUGCUAUUAUCAGCAGAACAAGGUGGAGGUUUGGCGGUAUACCAGGUUGAAGCACUCCAGCACGGCACAACGCAGUCUGCCUUCGAGAUGCCCACGAAUGGCGAGUCGCUAAGAGCCCUAGUACCGAACCCUCGCACAGAGAAGGCUGAACUGUGUGCUGUCGUAACCAAUGAAGGCAAGCUUUUGAUGGCCAACAUGAAGGAUCGCAAUUUCGUAUCGGGCCCUAACGGUCAAAUUCUGAAGGAUCAGGUUAGCUGUGUCGCUUGGAGUAACAAGGGAAAGCAGUUGAUAGCAGGGCUUGGUGAUGGUACUAUACAGCAAAUGACGCCCGAGGGCAAUGUCAAAGCUGAAAUCCCGCGACCACCAGAUCUUGAUUCAACGUAUUUCGUUUCAUGCCUGGUUUGGCUCGAGAACGAUGUAUUCCUUAGCUUUUACGUUUCUACUUCGGAGCAGCCCCCUCCAAUUCGGUGUCGUCUAAUCACAAGACAGGGUCAGAAAUUCCUAUCCCAGAAGCUCAUUAACCCUGUAGAACCCUACGACCCCGACUACAAAGUUCCGCAUCUCACAAUCAUGCGACUGAAGGAUUUCCCACCAAACCUCCAAGACCUUCUUAUCUGUUCUUCUACCGUUACUCCUGAUAUUGGCCUUUUUACGCGGUCGAAAACGCCACUGGGACCAGACGGUCCCUCAAAUGCCUUUACGUUAACUGAAUUGGCCGACGAUUCCAAGCGAGCUACUCUACCAAUGGGUGACGGCUUGGAGAACCCAGUAGCAAUUGGCACGGCUCUCGACCUGUCUAGUCGAGAGAACGUCUAUAAACCUAUACCUACCGAUGAGUUGGACCAAUCUCCUGGCCCAUUGCCAGGUUAUUGGGUUCUCAAUUCCGAGGGUAUUCUCUCUGUUUGGUGGGUUGUAUAUUCCGAAUCGAUUCGAGGAGGGACCACGUAUCCAGGGCUUGUAGUCGUGGAAGAUAAUGCUACAAGCUCAGCCGAGACGACAGCUCCUAAAUCUGCCCAACCGAGCCCCUUUGGAGUCCCGUUGGCUGCGCCAGUGGCAGCAUUUGGGGGCCCUUCAGCAUUAGGCUCAAAAGGCUCUCCCUGGGGCACUCUUCCAUCUACCUCGAGCGGUGCUGGUGGACCUACGUUCGGCUCGAGUUCUUUUGGUAUGGGGGCUGCGUCCUCAGCGCCAAAACUCGGUGCACCAUCCUUUGGCUCGUCGACUCUAGGCACAGCCUCUUCGCCUUCAUUUGGGCAACCCUCUGGGAAAUGGUCUCAGUCUUCACCUUGGACCUCUGGAUCUACAUCGUCAACCACUCCGGCUUUCGGUCAGUCUGCCUUUACCAAUAAUACCAACAAUACAGGCGGACUUGAGGGGCCAUUUGGAAGCGCGAAACCCAACCCAACAAUUUCGAGUGGCGGGUUUGCUAAUUUUGCGAGCAAAGGCGGCUUUGCAUCCCUUGGGUCAAACAAUAUUACUAGCGGGUCCAGUAUAUUUGCAUCUUCGAACGCGGAAGCCCCUGAAGUCUCUAUGGAUACAGAUAAUACAUCUGCAUUCCAGGCCCCAAGUACUAAGCCGAGUAUAGGCACUGGAAAUCCCUUUGGAUCGCAACCAUUCAAAUUGAGCUCUAGCUUUCAACCCGACCCGAACGCAAGGGACGACGAUACCGAUGGGAACUCUUCGAGUACUGUGAAGCCCAUGUUCGGUACGAAUUUUGCGGCCACGAUAGAUGAACCAGCAAAGGCAACAGUCUCAACCCCUAUUGCUACUGUGCCGCAAAGUGCCUUUGGUCGGUUAGCGCCGUCGGCGAAUGUGGAAUCAACUACACCGGCUUCGACUCCAGCUCCAUCCAAGGUCCUAGCUCCAACUUCCCCAGAACCACAAGGCAGGGGGCUUUUCCACUUCCCACCAAAAACCCCUAAUAGCCAGAGCAGUGUUUUUGGGUCUUCCACUUCCCAAACACCCAAGGAUGACCCAUCUAGGAAGGUAGAUGCAGCGACCCCUAACCCAUUGAAAUAUAGCGUAGAUACUCCCCUACCCCCAGAAUCUACUAGUAAGGCCACCUAUCCAUUAGGCGAUUCAUCAUCUUCGUCUGCUGGCACUGUAGAUUCUGCGGACCUCAAGGGAACGUCUGCUGGUGCUAAGGAUGUACCUUUGCCACCUAAUUUAGCCGACUCAACGCCUAAGGCGACAACGAGUAGGACUCUCGUUGAGGAAGUACCUACCGUUGUGGAGGACGUGCCUUUGCCACCUGACGCAAUUAAAAAUAAGAAGGCAUACAACGCCCCUUUACCCCCAUUGCCUGGGGUUGAUGCGAAAUCUAAGUCCCUCGAUGAGGCCCCCUUGCCUCCAGACCCUCUGAAACGCUCGAAUGCGUACGAAAAUAGGCCUCCUGCUCUUCCGAUUGCUAAGCUCUCUUCCGAGGCUGCUGGGCCUGGGUUUAAAUUUCCUACAAACCCCCUUCCUAUCCCAUCAGAUAGCGAGGAUGACGAAUUGUCUGAAGACGAAGAAGGCACCGAGGCCGUUAGUGAGGGUAGCGGUGUCGACGUUGCUAAGGAACUUAGUCCGGCCAGCACUAAUGUGAAUAGAACCCCUGGGUUUACUCCCCAGAGCUCCUUUGAUGGCCUGGCAGGAAGCUACUCUACAAUACCCCGUCCAGAUCAAGAAAGGCGAGGCUUCUUUGGCGAAUUAGGCCGUAAUGCCCCUGUGUUCCCCCAGCCAAAUCCUGUCAGCCCCCGUUCGCCGAGUCCUGUACGAAGCGCAGUGCCUACUAGGCUUGUCGGAAAAGACCAACCACGAUCCUUUAGUGCGCCUGGGCUGGCAUCUCAAAUUCUUGGUACAUCUAGAAGGCAGCAAUCUCGGGUGGGAUCUUCAAUCAUUGGUAAAGAUGCUUUUGUUGAAGAUGCGAUUAUGGAACAGCAACGGAAAGCAAAAGCAAAAAAGGAGGCUGAGGAAAGUCAAGUGCUUCUCGACGAAGAAGAUGAUGCUGUUCAAAGCUUGCUAAAGGCGGAAGUGAAGCCAACCCUAGAGCUUGAUGAAUUCAUUGCACACCCAGGCGUGACAGCACCGGCUGGUGAUAGCGUGCCGGCACAGGUUGAGGCCGUAUAUCGUGACAUCAAUUCCAUGAUCGAUACCCUUGGACUUAAUGCACGGUCCCUCGCAGGCUUCACCAAGGGCCAUAAAGUGCCAUCUACUAGGGACUAUACUAGGCAGGAUUUGGCUGUUUCGGAUGAUUGGAUGUUGAAUGGACUGGAGAGCUUAGCACAUAUCAUCGAUCAGGACCUUGGCGUUGCCCUUAGCGAAGCAAGGGUCGCGGACGUGCCAGGGAAGCGUGCAGAAUGCGAAGACAUUCAGCGUGAGCUUGGUCGCGAUCGCAAUAAGCAGGCUGAUCUGAAGAAAAUCAUCACCUCCCGCCUAGACCCCGACCAGACUGCCGCAAACCGUGCACUACCUCUCAGCGCGGAGCAGGCAGCGCAGCAGAAUGACCUACGACGAGAAUACGCCAAAUUUACGAGGCUUCUGGCAGAGGCCGAGGAAGGCUUGACGCUGCUCAAGGCCAAGAUGGUAUCUGCCAAUAGCGCGAACGGGAGGGGUGGUCCAACGCCAACUAUUGAAGCGGUCGUACGUACUAUUACCAAACUCACAAGUAUGGUUGAGAAGCGCAGCGGCGAUAUCGAUGUUCUCGAAAACCAGAUGAGGAAAUUGCGCUUGCAAGGCGCAAGCAGUCGCGAAGGCUCACCUUUAGCUACGCCAAACGCCAAGAGACUAUCAGCAUCCUCGGUUUUUUCUCCGGAGCGGUCCAUGCGAGAGGGUACACCGCAACGUAGCAGCAUCUUGCGCCACUCGGUGUCGGGAAGUAUUGGCGGGAGCAUUUUCUACACACCACCGCGCAAGAAGCUAAGUGGCUUUGGAGACAUGGAGAGAAAAGCCGUGAAGGAGAAGCAGCAGCGUAGGAUGGCUGUGCUUGGAAAGCUCAAAAACAGUCUCCAAAAAAAGGGUCCCAGCGUGUGGGCUGUGGACGAGAUCGAAUAAGCCCUUGAUGUAUCAGUAGCAGUUGUGCUCGGUUAGGAGACGAAUGACGAAUAAACAAGGAUUCCGGCAGAUUAAUGCCUUUCAUACCCGAGUAGGCGCCUAUGUAGGUUAGAGAUUUCGCAGACAUGUUUUACGAAGGAAAAGGGAGAAAAAGAAAGGGUUAAAUUCUAUUACUCUAGUACACAAGAGGUAAAUAAUCAUGCGAGUGGGGAGUCAGGAGUCAGGAGUCACUGGGUAUUUCCCAUCUUAGGGUAACUUA
Messenger RNA from Hypoxylon fragiforme, 4984 nucleotides. RefSeq lists its product as uncharacterized. Bases 322 to 4725 code for a protein of 1467 amino acids. Lineage: Eukaryota; Fungi; Ascomycota; Sordariomycetes; Xylariales; Hypoxylaceae. Gene Ontology annotation, cellular component: nuclear pore. Gene Ontology annotation, molecular function: structural constituent of nuclear pore; protein binding. Gene Ontology annotation, biological process: protein import into nucleus; RNA export from nucleus. The transcript is spliced from 2 exons. The record is from RefSeq and is a predicted model, not a curated record.